AAAAAUCAAAGGGAAAAGAAAUCAGCUAAAACUUCAGAAUCAAAGCUCAGAUGAUUCCCUCUUUGUUGCUCAAAUAUUUCCUAAGUUAAAUUGAUUACUUGUUUAACUCCCAAUGGCUGCGGUUGCUACUGGUACUGGGAUUGGAUUAGGAGGAGUGAGACUUCACUCCUUCAACUCCAGACCACUCUCCUUAUUUCUUGGCAAGAAGCUCAAUCUUGGAAUUUUGUCUGCCGACAAGAAAUUAUCCACUUCAAGGACUAGGAAUUUUGUAGUUUUGGCUUCUGGGGUCGAAAUUUUCAAUCUUGUUCAUGAUGUUUUUCUGGGUGUUGGUGUUGGGCUCCCUUGUACAGUUAUGGAGUGUGGUGAUAUAAUAUACAGAAGCACUCUACCAAGGUCAAAUGAGAUCACGGUUACUGUCCCUGGUGUGAUUUUAGCUUUGGGAACUCUUUCUUACCUCUGGGCUACCCCUGGUGUGGCGCCUGGAUUCUUUGAUAUGUUUGUUCUUGCCUUUGUUGAGAGAGUCUUUAGGCCUACUUAUAAGAAGGAUGACAUUGUGUUGGGGAAGAAGUUGGGUGAGGGAUCUUUUGGUGUGGUUUAUAGGGCUUCAUUGGCCAAAAAAUCCUCCUCAAAGGAUGGUGAGAUAGUCUUGAAAAAAGCAACUGAAUAUGGAGCGGUAGAGAUAUGGAUGAAUGAGCGUGUUCGAAGGGCUUGUGCAAAUAGUUGUGCUGAUUUUAUGUACGGCUUCCUUGAGAAUUCUACAAAGAAAGGGGUGGAAUAUUGGCUGAUAUGGAAGUUUGAAGGGGAAGCCACACUUGCUGAUUUGUUGCAGAGUAAAGAAUUUCCUUACAAUGUGGAAGCAAUUAUUCUUGGAGAGGUUCAGGACUUGCCCAAAGGGCUGGAGAGAGAAAAUAGAAUCAUACAGACUAUCAUGAGACAGCUCUUAUUUGCAUUGGAUGGUCUGCACUCUACAGGAAUUGUCCACAGAGAUGUUAAGCCCCAAAACAUUAUUUUCUCUGAAGAUUCUCGAACGUUCAAAAUAAUUGAUCUUGGAGCAGCUGCAGAUCUGAGAGUUGGAAUCAAUUACAUUCCCAAAGAGUUUCUACUGGAUCCUAGAUAUGCUGCACCUGAACAGUACAUUAUGAGCACUCAAACUCCCUCUGCUCCAUCUGCUCCUGUUGCAACUGCACUUUCCCCUGUUCUGUGGCAGUUGAAUCUACCAGACAGAUUCGACAUCUACAGUGCUGGUCUCAUAUUCCUGCAAAUGGCGUUCCCCGCAUUGCGUACAGACAGUGGUCUUAUACAAUUCAACCGUCAACUGAAGAGAUGUGACUAUGAUUUAAAUGCAUGGAGAAAAACUGUGGAGCCUCGCGCAAGCCCUGAAAUUCGACGUGGAUUUGAACUGUUAGAUUUGGACGGUGGAAUUGGGUGGGAACUUUUGACGUCCAUGGUUCGAUAUAAAGCACGUCAAAGAAUAAGUGCAAAAGGAGCUCUGGCUCAUCCCUACUUUGACAGAGAGGGGCUAUUGGCUUUAUCCUUCAUGCAGAACCUUCGGCUGCAAAUUUUCCGAGCAACACAACAAGACUACAGUGAAGCUGCUAAAUGGAUUAUUCAGCUUAUGGCUAAGUCAGGAACACAGAAGGAAGGUGGAUUUACUGAGGCUCAGCUGCAGGAACUAAGGGAAAUCGAGCCAAAGAAAAAGUCAAGCCCCCAACGGAAUGCUCUAGCAUCAGCCCUCCGAUUUCAGAGGAAAAUCAUCAGGACUAUAAACGAGAGUGUUGAUGAACUAAACCGACGUAGGAAGAGCUUGUGGUGGAGCAGAUGGAUCCCUAGAGAGGAAUGAGUACUGUAAAUAUGUAGUUGUUAUUACACUUGCAUGUAAAUUUUAUGAAGCCAACAUAUGUAAUACAACUCCAGUGGACUCACCUGCUAUUCAAAGAGAAAACAAAUGUGUACAAACAUCUAUAAGCAUGUACCAAGUUAUUGUAAACAUUAUUAAUUUUCCAA
Sesamum indicum (sesame) is the source of this 2004-nucleotide messenger RNA. RefSeq names its product Serine/Threonine kinase domain protein (gene STN7). The record is from RefSeq and is a predicted model, not a curated record. Lineage: Eukaryota; Viridiplantae; Streptophyta; Magnoliopsida; Lamiales; Pedaliaceae. Gene Ontology annotation, biological process: protein phosphorylation. Gene Ontology annotation, molecular function: ATP binding; protein kinase activity.